GAACUUAUUUGGCAGUUUAGGUCAGUUAAGUCCAUCGUUAACAUGAAUAGGUGGUCGGGGAAAGUCGCUGUAGUUACUGGUGCCAGUGCAGGAAUUGGGGCAAGUGUGGCUGAAAAAUUGGUACAGGAAGGAUUGAAUGUUGUUGGUAUAGCUAGGAGGAAAGACCGCAUCUUAGAAUUAGCCAAAAAAUGUGGGGAGCAGAAUGGAAAAUUGUAUGCAGUCCAGGCAGAUUUGACAAAACAAGAAGAAAUCAUACAAGCAUUUGAUUGGAUUAAUAAGAAUGUGGGUCCCGUUAGUAUCUUAGUAAACAAUGCUGGUCUAGGAAGAAAAACUAACCUCAUUAAUGGGGACAUUGAAGAGUGGAAAAAAGUACUGGACACGAAUGUUCUAGCCGUAGCGAUUGCCUCAAGAGAAGCUAUCAAAUCCAUGCAAGAAAACAAGAUCGAUGGUCAUAUCGUUAAUAUCAAUAGUACAGCUGGUCAUCAAGUUCCAAAAAUUCCAUAUAAUAACGUUUAUCCAGCUUCAAAGUUCGCUGUAACUGCAUUAUCGGAAACAUUGAGAAAUGAGCUUAUCACUAUUGACAGCAAGAUAAAAGUAUCGAGCGUUAGUCCAGGAUGUACUAUGACAGAAAUAUUUGAAGUGAACGGAUUUACUGAAGAUGAACAAGUGCAACAAUUAUUAAAAGUUGUUCCGUCAUUGAAGGCAGAGGAUAUCGCCAAUGCUGUACUAUAUGUUUUGGGAACUCCUCCAAUGGUUCAGGUAACUGAAUUGAUCGUCAAGCCACUAGGUGAAUCCGUAUGAUCAAUAUUAGAGAAAUAUUGAUUUCUCGCAAUAUGAUUCUCUAAAUGCAAGAUGGAGUAGUAUUAUUCAGAAUUAUAUAAUAUUCAACUCAUUAUCUAUUACAAUGUAUUAGCAAUUUAGUAGAUUUAAAUAAAUAAGCAUUAUUUUAUUUAGUGAUUACCUAAAAAAAUAAUAAUAAA
This is a messenger RNA of Diorhabda carinulata, 980 nucleotides long. RefSeq names its product farnesol dehydrogenase-like. The record is from RefSeq and is a predicted model, not a curated record. The coding region runs from base 43 to 801 and encodes 252 amino acids. Lineage: Eukaryota; Metazoa; Arthropoda; Insecta; Coleoptera; Chrysomelidae. Gene Ontology annotation, molecular function: oxidoreductase activity. The transcript is spliced from 5 exons.